AUGACUGAUGAGGAAGUGUCUUUGCAUACAUCCAAACGAAGAAAAAUUCGAAAAUUGGACAAACUUCACAGAAAAAUUGCUAAAAUCCAGGAACAAUUAAAUUAUGAAAGUAGCCCUAAUUCUAAUGAUGAAAAUGAAAAUGUUGACCCUGUCAUUACGACAGAAGCUCAAAUCAAUCACACCAACGACUCUAUUGUAAAGGUGUUGGGCAAGGCCCCUACGGAAGAGAACGAUUCAAAUUCAGAAUUACACGAGGAAAUUGCUGUAAGAUGGAGAAGUUUUUUGAUUGAAGGCAUCAAAAAAGAAGAAAGAUCAGAAGCUCUGGAGAAAUACAGCGUCCCCGAAAAUUGUAUUGCUUUACAGGGGCCAACUUUAAAUCAAGAAAUGCAAACAUCCUUACCUGAGGAUAUAGUUAAGCAGGAUAAGUUUUUCAUAUCAUUACAAACUCAGAUUGGAAAAGGUUUAAUGGCACUAGCUAUCCCAAUCAAUAAAUUUAUUAAUGAACCCGCACCAGAAAACACUGAGAUGGUAAACCACCUAGCAAAUGCUGGUAAAAUACUUUGUGACGUCCAUCAUGCCAUAUCUGGACACAGAAGGUACGUCAUCGGACCUCAAUUGAAAUUCGAGAUAAGAAAAGCAGUCGAAAAACAACCAAUUGGAGAGAAGUUAUUUCAAGCAAAUCUGCAGGAAGAAAUAAAAAACGCAGAAGCUUUGAAGCAAGUAGGAAACAAAAUCGCCAAAACAAAUUUCAGCCAGAAGGUCAAUUACUCAUAUAAGAACAAUAACUAUCCAAGUCAGGGCCCUAAAAGAACCACGAAUAAUUUAAACUACCAGCGACCAUACCAGAAAUACAAAUUCAAAAACAAUCAAUACAAAAACAAGCAGUACAACCAACAGGGGGAAGAGAGAUGGAAGAAGACUUAUUAUUACAACAAAAAUCAAUAAAUGUAAGCAAGUACGCUGGAAAUAUUUCAAAUUAUUAUGUAAAUUGGUUCGAAUUUUGCAAAAAUGACAACAUAUUACAAAUAGUCAAAGGUCUAAUUAUACCUUUCAAUAUUAAUCCCCAUCAAACAAAGGGAAUUUUGAGACAAAUGCCUCAAUGUAAAGAAGUUGAUAAACAAAUACAUCAACUGUUGAAAAUAGGUGCCAUAUCCCAUUCUAAAAGCGAGGAAGGAGAAUUCUUUUCCAGUUACUUUUUAAGGAAAAAACAAAAUGGUCAGAUG
Molecule: messenger RNA, 1223 nt
Organism: Brassicogethes aeneus
Lineage: Eukaryota; Metazoa; Arthropoda; Insecta; Coleoptera; Nitidulidae
Source: the annotation of a GenBank genome assembly